AUGGACCCGCCAAAGAAGCCGCACAAAACCGUGGACGCGCCGAGCUACCCGAUGGCCACGGGCCAGCCCAUUCAAGUGACCGCCCGCUUCCCCGCCGCCGCUGUGCAGACUCGUGUGCUGCCCAACAACUCCAACAUCCGCCGUGACGCACAGGGCAACGCGCUCUGCAACAAGUGCUCAGUGCCGUACCCGCUUCCUGCAGGCUGCACUAGUUGGAGAUGCCGCAGCUGCGGAGAACUCAAUAACGCCAGCAUCUACGGCAACGAGUGGUGCAACAUCCUGUAG
Messenger RNA from Phytophthora infestans T30-4, 285 nucleotides. RefSeq lists its product as uncharacterized. The record is from RefSeq and is a predicted model, not a curated record. The transcript is spliced from 2 exons. The coding region runs from base 1 to 285 and encodes 94 amino acids. Lineage: Eukaryota; Oomycota; Peronosporomycetes; Peronosporales; Peronosporaceae.